This is a messenger RNA of Pteronotus mesoamericanus, 1429 nucleotides long. It is a transcript of the gene HMBS, whose product is annotated as hydroxymethylbilane synthase. Lineage: Eukaryota; Metazoa; Chordata; Mammalia; Chiroptera; Mormoopidae. The coding region runs from base 144 to 1232 and encodes 362 amino acids. The transcript is spliced from 14 exons. Gene Ontology annotation, cellular component: cytoplasm. Gene Ontology annotation, molecular function: hydroxymethylbilane synthase activity. The record is from RefSeq and is a predicted model, not a curated record. Gene Ontology annotation, biological process: heme biosynthetic process.
CGGAAGUGACAUAAGGCCGGACCCAGAACAGUCAGGGUGCCGGAGAAGCUCGGCCCCUUUGAGGCCCAGGUGCUCACCAGCCGGUACUUCUGGCUUUCCGAAGUCUGGAUCCUUGCGGCAGGCCCUAUUUUCCGAGCACAGCCAUGUCCGGUAACGGCAAUGCGGGCGCCACGGUGGAAGAAAACAGCCCAAAGAUGAGAGUGAUUCGCGUGGGUACCCGCAAGAGCCAGCUGGCUCGCAUACAGACGGACAGUGUGGUGGCAAUGCUGAAAGCCUUAAACCCAGGCCUGCAGUUUGAAAUCAUUGCUAUGUCCACCACAGGUGACAGGAUUCUUGAUACUGCACUCUCUAAGAUUGGAGAGAAGAGCCUAUUUACCAAGGAGCUGGAACAUGCAUUAGAGAAGAAUGAAGUGGACCUGGUCGUUCACUCCUUGAAGGACCUGCCCACUGUGCUUCCUCCGGGCUUCACUAUUGGAGCCAUCUGCAAACGAGAGAACCCCUAUGAUGCUGUUGUUUUUCACCCAAAAUUUGUUGGGAAGACCCUAGAAACCUUGCCAGAAAAGAGCAGUGUGGUGGGAACCAGCUCCUUGCGGAGAGCAGCUCAGCUGCAGAGAAAGUUUCCACAUCUGGAGUUCAAGAGUAUUCGAGGAAACCUCAACACACGGCUGCAGAAGCUAGAUGAGCUGCAGGAGUUCAGUGCCAUCAUCUUGGCUGCAGCUGGCCUGCAGCGCAUGGGCUGGCAGAAUCGAAUAGGGCAGAUCCUGCACCCUGAGGAAUGCAUGUAUGCUGUGGGUCAGGGGGCCCUGGGCGUGGAAGUCCGAGCCAACGAUCAGGACAUCUUGGAUCUGGUGGGUGUGUUACAUGACCCUGAGACUCUGCUUUGCUGCAUAGCAGAACGGGCCUUCCUGAAGCACCUGGAAGGAGGCUGCAGCGUACCAGUAGCAGUGCAUACAGCUAUAAAGGAUGGACAACUGUACCUGACGGGAGGAGUCUGGAGUCUGGAUGGCUCAGAUAGCAUGCAAGAGACCAUGCAGGCCACCAUCCAUGCUCCUGCCCAGCACGAAGAUGGCCCUGAAGAUGACCCUCAGCUGGUGAGCAUCACUGCCCAGAACAUUCCACGAGUAGCCCAGCUGGCUGCUGAGAACCUAGGCAUCAGCCUGGCCAACUUGUUGCUGAACAAAGGAGCCAAGAACAUUUUAGACGUUGCACGGCAGCUUAAUGAUGCCCACUAACUGGUCUGUGGGGCACAGGUGCCUGGGUUGCUACUGUCCAGUGCCUUUAUCCCAGCCCUCAGUGCCCUUAUCAUUGCUCUCUGGGGAGUGAUUACCCCAGGGAAUUUAACUGCAGGGUCAGACUUCCAGGGACUGCCUUGCCUGCUCAAUACAUUAGGGGCUUCAGCUCUUACAGAGCCCAAGUCUGAAUGUAACCA